GCACAGUUCUGAACAUUCUGGUCGUGCCACCGCCUUUCUCAGCCAAUGGGAAAAGCAGCGCACUCGACUGCGGGCAGAGAUUAAGGACUGGACAAGUCGCUUGCAGAAGACAGGUGACCUUGCUUCCACUGCUGGAGGCCCAGAACUCGUGUCCGUCGAGCCAAUUGUGUCCCUUGGUGAAGAUCUCCAUCAGCGGACGAAUGGCUCCAAUUACAGGGCGCGCUUGAAGCUGCAGUGUGAGGAUGGAAUCCAUGCUUGGAGCACAGAGCCAUUCACGCUCGACGAGUUAGUGCGAAUCGUGGUGAGGACGAGAGCCGCUUCAGCCACUCGCUGGUGCCGAACGAACAGAGAGGCGAUCGCUUCCGGUGCCGACCCCUUCUGGGCUGUGGUAAGUGUUGCCAGCUGUGCUGUCAGAACCUUCCUGUUCUGGGCUUUCCUGCUGUGGGCGUCCUGGCUGCUCGCCCAACCUCUGAGGCGUCCCGUACGCGAGUCGCUUGUGCUUGUGUCCUUGGUGACAGAUGCUCCUGACCUGCUCUCCGUGCUGGAGCCGCUGAUCGCCCUGCUCCUCUCGUUCGCGAUCGGGAUCUUCGGAGCACUGCUGAUGGCUGGAUUGACAGAGGUUUCUUUCAUCCCAGCGAAGGCCAUCCUGAACCUCGAGCGCAAGGCAGAGACAGAGAAGGUGCGGGAGCAGCUUGCGCUCUUGCUCCGCAGUAAAGACUGCCUGCGUAAUCUGGACAUCUGCAACUUCCUGUCUUUGGGCAUGGCAACUUACUUCAACUCCUCUGAGACGCACAAGGAGGGGCGCUGCUUCGUCCGAAGGCACGAGACAACCGAGGACUACUUCAUGAACCGGCGUCGACAGCGCUGCUCGUUGUUUUGUCUUCGUUGCGAUUUCCGCCUCGAGCUUGCACGGAGAAGAGGGCUCCAGGAGCGCUGGCUCGUCUUGCGCAAAGAUGGGAUCGCCCUUUUCUCCUCGCUCAUGGACACGGAUCCCACGGACAUGCUUUUCUUUGACACAAGCUUCGCUUUGUUUCGAGAUGAGGAGGACCACGUGCUUGUGAAAGGGGCAUCGUGGGUCCUCGAGCUGUCCUUUGGGGAUGGGCCACGCAGGCAUAGCAGCGCUCAAGGAUGGUGCAAUGCCAUCACAGUGACGGCACAGCUGUCCACGCGAACCAGAGAGCAGCGCUAUGGCUCUUUCGCACCGAUACGGCUCCCCAGUGCACCGAAGACCGGCGACCGUCACGUGCUCCGCCGGAGCCUCUGCCGACACCUGCUCAACGGGCGCGCGAUCUUCCGUGCUGUUGCAGAGGCGAUUCUCCUUGCCAAGCACGAGAUAUUCAUCCUCAGCUUCUUCUUGAGUCCGCACAUUGAGUUGGUUCGGGAUGGUGAUGCACUGCCGGGCGUUCCUGAUUCGAAGGUCGAAACACUGUUGAAAGCUGCAGCAGAUCGCGGAGUUCGGGUCUACGUGUUGCUGUACCAGGAGACCGGGAAGGUCAUUGCCAACGCUUCAGCAUAUGCAGAGAACCAGCUCCAGCACAAGAACAUAUUCGUCAUGCGCCACAGGAGCAGAUUUGACAGCAACCUGCUGUGGACACACCACGAGAAGGUUGUGGUCGUUGACCAGCAGCUUGCCAUCGUUGGAGGACUCGAUCUGUGCAUUGGGCGCUACGAUGAUUGGAGGCAUCUCAUCUUUGAUGCGGAAGAGGAGGUUUGGAAGAAUCAGGACUACUACAACCCUCGCAUCAAGGAUGUCACCGAUGGCCGACUCCAAAAGGAUCAGUUAGAUCGGAGGCGGCAGGCACGGCUACCCUGGCAGGAUGUCGCCUGUGAGCUUAUCGGCCGGCCGGCGCGUGAUGUUGCACGUCACUGCGUGGAGCGCUGGAACCAUGCCAGGUGCAUCAACUCGAUGUACCACGAGCUGCCCACAGCGCUGCUCAAGCGCAAGGUCGCCGUGAGCAACGAUGACAUGCUGAAGGUCCCGCACAAGGCAGCCGAUCCGACAUGGCCGCCAGAGAGGGGGCCCUGGCAGGAAUGCCGAUCGCAGGUGGUGCGUUCGGUUGGACGUUGGAGUGCCGGCACCAAAACCGAGUCCUCCUCGCAUCAGGCGUAUUGCGACCUGAUCCAGGAGUCCAAGAGCUUCAUCUACAUUGAGAAUCAGUUUUUCUGCUCUGCAAUGGAGGGCGAGGAUUCUAUCGGCAACCGUGUGCUCGAGGCCUUGUUUCGACGGAUCGUAAAGGCUGAAGACCACAAAGAGGCUUUUCACUGUGUCAUCAUCCUGCCCCUGUUGCCGGCACUAGAGGCCCCGCUGUGCCAGUCCAACGCCUCACAGCCCGUGUUCCGUGUGAUGCAUGCGCAGUACCAGACGCUGCGCGGUCUUCGCAAGGAGCUUCGUGCUCGAGGGGUGGAUGAGGCGAAGUAUAUCUCCGUGUUCGGUCUCAGGACGCACGGAUGGCUGGAUGGUCUCGGCCAUGCUACGGAGCAGAUCUACAUCCACUCCAAGGCCAUGGUGGUUGACGACGAGGUGGCGAUUAUCGGCAGCUCCAACAUCAACGAUCGCUCCUUGCUUGGGAUGCGAGACUCUGAGGUCAACGUCGUCGUCCAGGACACUGCGGCAGCCUACAGAGGCCCCGGCGGCUUGCGCGGCGGCCCUGCCGCAAACCUCCGGAAAGCACUAUUCGCACAGCACAUGGGCUUGACACGGGAGCAGCUGGAAUCUGUCUACCCGGAUCCUGCCAGCGAGGCAUGCGUGAUGGAGAUGCGAAGAGUUGCCCAGCAGAACACAGAGAUCUACGAGGAGCUCUUCGGGGCGCUGCCCUCCGAUGCUGUGGGCACCUGGGCGGAGCUUGCAGCCCGGCGCCGGCAGGCGCAGCCGCACAUGAAUGCGGACUUCACCAGGAUACCCGAAGCGGAGAGUGCUACAGAAGCACUAAAGCGAGUCCAGGGAUACCUGGUCCAUUUUCCGCUGGACUUCCUGGCCAAAGAGGACUUGGCACCGUCAGCGGUGGUUGGUUUGCUUGGUCCAGAUGCCGUCAUCGACAGCUUGGAGCAGCGCCUGAACGAGGCCCUUGAGGAGGCUGCAGAGCUCAAGCCGCUUGUGCCAACAUUCGCAGGAGUGAACAAGACAGCUGGCAGCCAGCGUGCAGCGGACAUCAGCGGUGUCGGGCUCAUGCUGCCGAGGAUCGCGUACAGGCCGCCGAGCUCGAGAGGCUCCAAGCUUGAGAGCUUCGGGUGUUCUGUGAUCAAGGCGACGGAGCUGGUUGCCAAAGCCUGGGAUGCCGAGAAGCGCUCGGAGGCCCUUGCUGAGGAAGCGCGAGCUCUGCGGCGGCAGCGGAGCGCAGCACAAGCCAAGGCGGAGGCGACGGAGGUGGCACUGGCGGAGUGCCGUGCCGAGAGUGAGGCAGCAAACUCUCGUGCAGCUUCAGAUGAGACCGAGAUUGCCAAGCUGCGGGAGACGCUGCACCGUUGUCAAGCGGACUUGGCGCAUGCCGAGCUGGAGGCGGAGGCGGCCGAGGCGGCCGAGGCGGCGGCUUCCGCGCCGCCGCUCAGCGAGCUGACGGAGGCCAUGCCCUCGAGCGGCGCUCCCGGGCGCCGAGGGCCGAGACCGGCGCUCGGACUCGACGAGCCUGGCCGUGGCGAGGGUUCGAGGCCCCCCCGUGCCGGGGCCCUUGAGGCCCUGGAGGACAUCAUCGAGGCGGUGAAGCAGCACGACUUGAAGAUGACCGCGAUCAAAUCGGAGCUGACUCGGAGGGAGGAGAAGGGCAAUGCGACUCCGGAUGAGGCGACAGUCGUUGAACUCCAAACUCGACGAAAUGAGCUGGAGGAGCGCCUUCGCAUCCUCGAGGCCACCCGCCACGCGGACCUUGCACGGUGGCGUUCUGCAGACGAGAGCACCCUGCGCGACCUCUCUCUUCUUGAGGAGGAGGCCAGCGACUUUCGGACAUCCUUGCAAGCUUCGGUUUCCGAACAAGAGUCGGCUGCUUCGGCUCGUGGCAAAGAGCAUCGGUCGAAGACUGUGCUGCAGGAGGAGGCUCUGGAGGAACGCGCCGAGGUCCGCGAGGAGUUGUCCGUGGCGCGCUGCCUGGUCGCCGAGGCCUCCGACGCUCGGCGCCUCCUUGGAGAGCUCUGUGGCCGCCGAGAAACUCUUCGGGCCAAGCAGGCCAUGCAGCAGGCCCGCCUCGAUUUCUUGACUGCAGCGGGAGACGAGGCGAGCAGAGCCGCUACAAAGGCUAGCCUGCUGGCGCCGUUCCCUCCUCGCAGGGCACCGGCCGUCAGGCAAAAGCUGGAUAUGGUUGCUGUGGAGCAUCGCACCGCGCAACUUCGCGAGGAGGUGGCCUCGCUGAAGAAACAGUUUUCCGGGAAGGACGACACACGGCACGCGUGGCAGCAAGAGAUGCUGGAGCUUCGCGGCCGUCAUGAGACUGUGCUCCGUGAGAAGGCGGAGGAAGAUUCUAGGGAAGGCGUGCGACUCCCGGCAGUCAUGGCGAAGAGCCUGCGGCAGCUCGGAGAAAAGACGCAGCCCCCGCGAGUCGCAGCUGGAAAGCGACCAAGGGCAACUUCGGUGAAGCAAGCACGGAAGCCCCACGAUAAUACUGUGGCCAAAGUUCUCGGGUCCCUUCUGCAGCUCCUGGCAGAGACCCAGCGCCGAGCCGUCUGCAGCAACGUCGCGGUGGAACGAUAUCGCAAAGCUGCCCUGGCGGCUGGAGCUAGAGGGCCGGCAGUGCGACCCUUUCCUCGCACGGCUGCGCGGCAGCUGGAGCAGGCCUUGCAUUGCGCUGCAAGGGCCGACGACGAGGCCAGCUGCCUGGAAACGCACGAGCGAUCCCGCUUGGAGGCAGCGGCCGGCGAGAUGUUUUCUGAGCUGGAAGAGACGCGUGGACAAGGUGAGCAGCUCGAGGUCCGACGCCUAGCCACCGUGGCGACGCUCAGAGCGCAGGAGGCCAGGGCCGCAGACGAGGCUCGUGCCAGGGCCUUAGACCCCUCCUGGCGUGACGAGGCCGUGGAAGAGGCCUGGCGGCUCGCCCGCGAGACUGGGCGCGCCCCUGCAUCAGAUGGUGAGGCUGAGGAUGUUCUUCGUGCUGCCCAGGUACUGUGCCUCCUGGGACUGCAGCUGGUGGCCUGGGAGUUGGCUGAGAACCUAAAAAGUGCGCAUCUCAGGGCGGACAGCCUGGAAGUGGCGAAUGCUGCCCUUGCAAGGGUCGUGACGCAGCAGGCCCCGUCUGGCCGUCUUGGGCCUGUGAGUCCGCCGCGGGUGAUCGAGGCAGCAUGGGCUUCGAAGCGGGUAAAGCUGGCGGAGGCCGAGCAGAGGCAGCGAGAAGCUUCGCGGCUUCAAGCGGAGGUGCAGACCUUCAACGCCGAGCUCGCGAGCGCGCGGCAUUCCGAGGCCGAGGCAGCAGCCGAGCUGGCAAAGGCUGCAGGCACGGCUCGUUGCAGAUCGGUGCAACAUCAGCAGAAGCAGGAGCUUGCUCCGGAGAUGCAGGAUCCCAAGCUCCUGACCAGCAUGCUGGACGUCAUGCACCAGGUAAUGGAGAUGUGUUCUGGCAUGCUGCCUGCCCGGGAGCAAUCAACCGCAGGCUCCGAUGAUGCCAUGACAUCCAUCCUCAGGGAGGUGAAGGAGCUGGGUGGCUUCUGCCAGAAGCUCCAGCAAGAUGUCCACUCCCAAAGGCAGUCGCUCUCGGCCAUCGCCGUGCAGUCGUCGGCUGAUGGCCAGAGCCAGAGGGACGAGACUUCGAAACGGAUGGAAGCUCUGUUGGAGCUGCAGCAUGAGCUCCAGCUACAGUACAAGACGGCAGCGGAAGCAGUGCUCGGCCUGCGCCAGGAUGUGGUCGAAAAGGCCCUUUGUGAGGAGGAGCUGCAGGCGGAGGUCCUGAGCGAGGAGAAGGCGAUUCAAGCAGCGGAGGCCAUGUUGAAAGUGGAGUCCGCUGCUGAGAGCACAGUGCCCCUGCCGCUUCUUGCCGAGGCCACACCGGAAGCAGAACGGCUCAAGGAGCUGUGCCGCCGGGAGCGGCUUCAGAUCCAGGAGGCGGCCGUGGAGGCCGACCGCAGACGACGCCACUUCGAGGAGCAGAGGGCCCUGGCCGCUUCGGCGGCUGCCAAGGCCUCCGAAGAGGUUUCGAGGGCGGAGGCGGAGCGCUGCCAGGUCCGUCUUGCAGAGGAGGCCAGCGCGCGUGCGGAGGCCGCCUUGGUCUCUGCACGGCGGCGGCAGCGGAAUCGAGACGAGGCUCGGGCCGAGGAGCUCGCUGCAACGGACUGGGCAUCCCACGUCGACGAGGAGAUGCGAGCGAAGGAGAGCUUGAAGAAUUGCGAGGAGAAGCUGAAAGAAGAGGCACUGGAGUCGGAGCGGCUGCGCCGGGAGACCCUCCGUGUCGAGGGCGCGCACUGGGAGCUCCAGAAGCGCUUUUCCCCUUCGCUGAAGCGCAUCGACGAGCUGCGUCACCGCCGUGCAACCCUGGAGACGGAGACUCAACGAGUGGGCGCCUAUCCCGAGAGGGCUGUACAGGCGACCCAGAACCGCGUGGUGCAGGUGGAGGGACAGGUCUCCGAUAUCUUCGGGCAGCUCGAGCAGGUUGCCGCGGAGGAGCAGCAGCACAAGGCAGAGGCGCUGGUUUAUGCCUCCCAGGCGGCCGCCGCGGCGAAGCUUGGCGCCGAGGCUGCAGAGCACGAGGCUGCUGCAGAGCUGCGCCUGGAAGCCGUGCAGGCCCAGGAGAAAUGGCAGGAGAUUGCGCACCGCGAUGAGCACCACGCUUGGCGGAACCAGGUGCAGGAGCUGCAGGAGCAGCAGCACCGCAGCCGGCGUGCACGUGCAGCAGCCGAGGCCUCUCAGCUGGAGGUGGAGGCCGCGCUGCGACGUGACGCCCAGCGCCAUAAGGUGGCCGAGCUCAACGCAUCGUUGCAGGAUGCCGAGUCCCGCUGUGCCGCUGCCCAGCGGAACGGGAACGGAGGAACGGGUUCGGGGCCACGGCAGAAGGAGAAGGUGCUUUUGACGGAGCUGGCGGCCAUCCGAAGCCAGGAGGCCACGUUGCUCGAAGAGAUGGAGGCCUUGCGCCAAGCGGCUGAUGCGUCUGCGCCUGGGCCGGAGCCAACGGAGCCGAUCGUCGCGCAGAAGCCACGUGCCGUGGCCCCGGCCGGGGAGCUGCAGCGGCUCCAUGCCCAGCUGCGCCGAGCCCGCGAACAAAAAGAGGUCUUGAAGCAGGAAGUGGCCGUUGGCGAGCGUGAGGAGCAGCUCUUGCGCAAGGAAUUGGAAGAAGUGGAGCAGCAGCUGCGGUUGAGCAGGGACGACGCUGAGCGGAAGCGCGGCUACAUCGCAACGCUGCAGCUCCACUGUGGGGAAGCAUCGCAGGGGGGCCCCGAGCAGCUGGAGGCCCAGGUCGAGCGCCAGGCUGAGCUGAGCAAAGGCAUCGCCAAGGUGCGCCAGAGCAUCGCCAGCAAAGAUGUGCAGCUGAAGGUCCUGAGGACCGAGGCCACCGAGGCGAAGCGGCGCCGCGAGGCCCAGCGAGAUGCGGAGGCCGCCGAUGCCCGGCGCUGUGCUGCGGACCUGGCCCGCACCAAGGCCCUUCGCUCGGAGCUGCGCCGCAAGGAGCAGGCACUGCAGGAGCUCUGGGCGCAAAGUGAGGUGAUGGAGUCCCGUCUCGAGGAGAGCUAUUCUGCUGGUGACAAGACCUGUAGGCUACCAGCAAUGGUAGAUCGGACACUUUGGGGUGCAGACCCCUCCUUUUGCCUAGAGGACAUCCACAAAGCAGACUUCAUCGCGCUGCGUGUAGAUACAUCCGAAGACAUCUUCAAUGUCCGGCCGCAUGGGCCGAUGUCUUUGAAGGACCAUUUUAGAACUCGUGUGCGGCGAUUGCAGCGGGCCCCUGAACAAAGGCUGCCUCAAAGGUUGGGCGUGUGUUGUGCAGUGUGGAAUGCUGCAGAUCGCUGCUUCGAGCUGACGUCUUACGACCUGGGCCUCUGGCCAGGCAAUCCGCUCCACAUGCCAGCGCAUGUGCGGAGCUACAUCCACAAGAAGGCCUCUGCGAAAGAACGCGCCGAUGGGCGUUGGGAGGAGUACAUGUCCUCCACGAUCGUAGCCAUCCUGAAGGCCUUGCGAGAGGUUCGGGUCCCGAUAGUCGUUUACGAUGGGUUGCCGGACCUUCUGCAGCUCUAUGACAAAUUCAUCGCCGAUGUGCCGACAGAUCUUGGAAUCUUCUCAGAUGCAUGGUUGAGGCAUUUCCCUGCCGUGUUUGACAUCAAGUGGAUGGCGCUCCAGGACCCUCCUGGAGACUUGCCAGUGCCUCCUGGGCUUGCCAGUUGGCGCAGCGGGACAGACCCAAGCGGCCAAGGAGUUGCCGCGUUAUGGUGGGCCCUGCGGUGCUCUCCGGCGCUACCGGGCCGAGGCGUGUUGCGGCUGCGCUUCCGGGAGCACGGACCCGCGCCGCACUGGAAGGCUGGAUCAGAAUUAGACUUUGCCUUGAAGAAGAAGGGCCUGGGUGGCCUCGGCACGGAGGGCUACCUCGCCCGAAUGGCGAUGAUGGUCGCAGAAACCUUUCUUCUCUUGAAUGACUACAGGUUACCUCCCCUCCCAAAGGAGGGCAUUCAGCUGAAGCAGGCUGUCAAGGAGAGCCGUCGAGAGCUGCUGAAGCGCUUCAGCGAGCCGACGGCGAGUACCACGGCGCCGGGAUCCGGCGCCCCAACGUUGGAGCCAGUUUCACCUGCACGCAGCUGCCGAGGCGCUGCCACUGUGCAGAUGGCUCAGGACAAUGAUGGUGGCACCUCUCUGAAAAGGAAGAGGUCCCAGACCGUCGACACCGACGAAGACGAGGAAGAAGAGCCCCGGAAACUACGCCGGGCACCAAACCUCCGUGACGUGCGUGCCAUCGAAACUGCGGUGGAUGUGCUGGCACGGAGGCUGGUCAGCCAGCGCACCCGUCACGAAAUCGACGAAGAAAACGGAAGUGCAAUGCACAUCCUGCAACAGUGCGCGUUCCACUGUCGCCACUUCCGCAACAGAAUUUCAGCUCCUGGCACCUCGGAGGGCUGCAUCGAGCUCGAUGCUGCUGUGGUGGCUCGAGCUCUCGAAGAAUACGAGAACUUGGAGGACCUCUGA
This is a messenger RNA of Symbiodinium necroappetens, 9079 nucleotides long. Lineage: Eukaryota; Dinophyceae; Suessiales; Symbiodiniaceae. The record is from the annotation of a GenBank genome assembly.